Carya illinoinensis is the source of this 1241-nucleotide messenger RNA. Its product is annotated as chorismate mutase 2-like. Gene Ontology annotation, biological process: chorismate metabolic process; aromatic amino acid biosynthetic process. The transcript has 5 exons. Gene Ontology annotation, molecular function: chorismate mutase activity. The record is from RefSeq and is a predicted model, not a curated record. Gene Ontology annotation, cellular component: cytoplasm. Bases 143 to 985 code for a protein of 280 amino acids. NCBI's taxonomy places the organism in Eukaryota, Viridiplantae, Streptophyta, Magnoliopsida, Fagales, Juglandaceae.
GACGAUAACCAUAUUAUGUGGUUUAGAUUUUUUGUUCUGGAUAAUAAUGUCAGAGAUUUGGUAUCCUUAUAUAAUUCUCCAUUUUUUUUUUUCUUUCUUUAUUUUCUGCUUCUGACAAACGAAAAAACAAACCCGCGUUGACAUGUUGGUGUUAGUACUGAUUCUUUUUGUGGUAUCUCGUGGAGCUGUUGAACAGUAUCAUUUUGCAAUGGCACUCUGCGAUUCUCAUUCGGCGAAUGCGCUGACGCUGGAAUCGGUAAGAGACUCCUUGGUGAGACAAGAAGACACUAUCGUCUACGCUCUGAUAGAGCGGGCCCGUUUCCCCAUCAAUUCUCCGGCUUACGAUCAUUCUUACGCUAAAAUCCCGGGGUUUUCAGGCUCCUUGCUUCAGUUUCUUGUCCGGGAAACCGAGGCCCUCCAAGCUAAGGCUGGCAGAUUUACAAACCCUGAAGAACAUCCUUUUUUUCCCGAUGAUUUACUGCCCUCGCUGGUUCCUCCUUACAACUAUACCCAGGUUUUACAUCCACCAGCCGUUUUCAUUAACAUGAACAAGUCCAUAUGGGAAAUGUAUUUUGAGAAACUUCUCGCGUUGUUUGCUGCCCCGGGUGAUGAUGGCAAUUAUGCAUCAACUGCUGCUAGUGAUCUUGUCUGUUUACAGGCCCUCUCCAGAAGGAUUCAUUAUGGGAAGUUAGUAGCUGAGGUAAAAUUCAGAGAAUCCCCUCAAGAUUAUGAGCCAGCAAUUCGCGCCCAGGAUAGAGAUGCUCUGAUGAAAUUGCUGACAUUUGAGAGUGUGGAAGAGAAAGUGAAGAAGAGAGUUGCGAAGAAGGCCAUGGUGUUUGGGGAAGAUGUGACCCUGGACAAUAAGGAAGAAAAAAGAGGAAAGUACAAGGUUGAUCCCUCUAUAGUUUCUCGACUCUAUGGGGAGUGGGUGAUGCCUCUUACCAAGCUUGUCGAAGUUGAGUACCUCCUACACCGCCUUGAUUGAAGCCUAAUUCUCCUUCAUAUUCAAAUCAUCAACGCGAUGGAGUUUCAAAACCGACCCGGUUUCAGAAUGUAAGUUAUAAUAGAGGAAAAUCAUAUUUGUAAUAUAUUUACAACUGAGAUUUGAGGACUUGAUGCUUCACAACGCAUCCAUGAUUUCCUCAACUGUAUCAUGACUGAAACAUUUAUCAAUGGUGUCAAUCCUGAGUCAACAUCAAAACAGGAGAGAAUGUAAAUUAACUGUGGAAACAUUUGGAUCA